This is a messenger RNA of Gloeophyllum trabeum ATCC 11539, 786 nucleotides long. RefSeq names its product actin-like protein ARPC3. The transcript is spliced from 7 exons. The record is from RefSeq and is a predicted model, not a curated record. The coding region runs from base 22 to 534 and encodes 170 amino acids. Gene Ontology annotation, cellular component: actin cytoskeleton; Arp2/3 protein complex. Gene Ontology annotation, biological process: actin filament polymerization; Arp2/3 complex-mediated actin nucleation. NCBI's taxonomy places the organism in Eukaryota, Fungi, Basidiomycota, Agaricomycetes, Gloeophyllales, Gloeophyllaceae. Gene Ontology annotation, molecular function: actin filament binding.
GUUCUACUGUCUCCGCUCGUCAUGUCGAAUACACUUCGUCCCUACCUUGCCGCUGUUCGGUCGACGCUGACAGCUGCACUUACGCUGGAGAAUUUCUCGUCUCAGGUGGUUGAGCGUCACAAUAAACCUGAGGUUGAAGUGCGAGGUUCCAAGGAAGUGCUCCUGAACCCCCUCACCAUCUCCCGAAACGAGAAUGAGCGGGUCCUCAUCGAGCCUUCCGUCAACUCAAUACGGCUUAGCAUCAAGAUCAAACAGUCCGAUGAGAUAGAGCGCAUUAUAUGUCACAAGUUCGCGCGAUUUAUGAUGCAACGAGCGGAGAGUUUCAUUGUACUGCGGAGGAAACCUGUACCAGGAUACGAUAUUUCUUUCUUGAUCACGAAUGUCCACACAGAAACCAUGCUGAAGCACAAGAUGGUUGACUUCAUCAUUCACUUUAUGGAGGAAGUAGACAAAGAGAUCAGUGAAAUGAAGUUAAGUGUGAACGCACGGGCUCGCGUGGUCGCUGAGUCCUAUUUAACAGCGUUUAACUCGUAAUACGAAACGAAUACGUAAGUGUAAUGUAGCUACGGAACAGAGUGGGGCACGUCCUCUCUUUAUACCAGAUGGGGUCAACAUGCUAUAUCGCGUGGGCCUACCCAGGUGCUCCAAAAGGUGUAACUCAUGCAAGUUCCUUGUUUCGCCGUAUGGGUGCUAUGCAUUGAAUUAAGCUUACACCACCCUUGCCUCCAUUAAUCUUCUCUUAAGCUCCGAGCGAUCUGAUCUUUUCAUUCGUACAAGCCCCUCUGC